Messenger RNA from Pelobates cultripes (western spadefoot toad), 33142 nucleotides. The record is from the annotation of a GenBank genome assembly. Lineage: Eukaryota; Metazoa; Chordata; Amphibia; Anura; Pelobatidae.
AUGGUGAAGAAAGACAAACACCAAGGGGCAGUGAAACCGGCAGGGGCACGCGACAUUGGAGAGCUUCUCCUCCGGCCCGCAAAGGCCCAAAGCCUCACCGCGCCAAAAAAACAUGGCGACACAGCCUCUGCCUCCUCCGAGGAACAAGCUAUGGAUGAGCUGGAUGAAUUCCCGGCCUCUGAUGAAGAUAGUGAGCUGCCCUCCACGAAGGGGGUAUUAAAGCCCUACUCUGCAAGAUGUUUGCAGCAGACGUUGCCACACUGCGCGAAGAGAUACACAGGGGCGAUUCAAGACUAUAGAAGAAGACUCGCAGGACCUCCCUGCACGAUGCACACAGAUAGAAGCCCAUAACGCUGAACUACAGCGCAAUCAGUUUCAGCUCAAUAACCGCCUUGACGCACUAGAGGACCGGAACAGGAGCAGAAACAUAAAGAUCCGAGGGGUCCCAGAGACAGUGGCCCCGGGUGACUUACCGCAAUUCGUCAGAAGGCUCCUUACCUCCCUACUCACGCCACAACAGGCAAAAAUGGCUACAAUCGAUGGGGUCUACCGCAUACUGAGGGCCGCCAGAGCUCCGGCAGACACCCCACGAGACGUCAUACUGCAGCGACUGACACGGUCGGCCCAACUCACCAUCAUGGCAACGGUGAGAGGAAAAGCUACCUUCCCGUUUGAAAAUGCCACUCUGUCCUUUUACCAGGACUUAUCCAGACCCACCUUACUAUGGAGAAGCAGGUUCAAGCCGCUAACCACCACACUCCGCCAACAUGCCAUCACAUAUCGCUAGGCAUUCCCUAGAAGCCUAGUGAUCUCUCAUGGGGGCGCGACAACCCACAUAACAACAGGGCGAUGGGCCGACCAUGUCGCUGGAAUACAAGAACGCUGAGACUGAGUUUAAGUCUGAUUUUAAUUUUCAUGUUAUUUUACAUUUUUGGUUGUUUUGAUCAAUUUAGACCACUAUCUACCCUGGACUCGGACUGGCAAGGGCUCGGGCACCUGACCAAGAUGAUGAUAUACCACCGGCGGGAGCCUGCUGACCGGGACGCUUACCGCUGCAGAUGAGAGAACCUCCAUAUACCUCAUUCUGCCCCUGUCAGAGACUGGUACUGGUCAAUUGUUUGUUUGUUUUUAUUUUAACUAACUUAACAACAGUGAGUUGGUAUUGGCUAGGGUGGUAUUUACAUCACAGUGGCCCAUGCUUUCAAGCAUAGCAAUAGUACCAUUAAAUCUUACCCCUAGCUUUACACACGCCUGAAAUCUAGCAAGGUGAAAUACCUACAUACUAAGGAGCUAGUUAACACAGCACCGAUUGACCCCUGCUUCGUCUCAAGCAUUUUGCCGCUCAAAGCAUUGUAGUAAAUCAACACAUUCACUCAGCUUGAUAACGCUACACCUGCUCAAGCCUAAAACGUACACACACACACACACUCAAGGAAAAGCUCUUACACCACAAAAUUAUUUCAGACCAAAUCUCUGACAGGAAGAUAAUCCGACACACACACAGAUUAAGCCUUACCCUGCGAAGGGCCUAGCAGGAUUAUUAUUACUAUUAUUAUAAAUUACACUGCAUUGCCAAGCCACUGUUAGUUCAAUAUGGCUCACCCAAGCUACAUCUGCCUCCCGGCGGUGUUUCCCACCGACAAUCUUACCAACCCUCACUCUUCCACGUUUUAUGUUACAUGUUUUACUGACAUUGCUACUGUUUUAACCCUGAACCAAGCAUGAAAACCAUAUAAAAAAUGUGCAGAUGUAACUCAUGUCUAUUAACCCAAAAUGGCCGGUAUCUGCUGUUGUGGCAGUGCCGGCAUGUUUGUCAUCAUUAUGCACGCCAAAAUAAAGAAUAAAAAAAAAAAGACAUCUGAUAGGUCAUCACACACAGAUAAAGCUGGACAAUUGAACUGCAGUCGCUUAUGUGAACCAAUAAGGGGGGACACGUUUGAUUCCUCUGGAACAGUUAUGCACUGUAACUGUAAUGCUAACUACCAAACACCGGGCCACCCUGCUUCAUAAUUAUAGAUCAUUUACCUCCCUGAUCCACAAGUACUUUCGUAUAAAGAAACCCACGAAUGCUGUGCGAAGUGCCUGGGUGGCCGCCAUUUCGGGACUUACACGUGUUUGCGGCCAUCUUAAUUCCCGAACAGCGGUGUUUUGCCGUCGAGUGUCUGGAACUAAAAUCGGAAACUCGAGUAGGCGAAAACACCGCUGAGACCUCCAUAGCACCGGGAAAUCGUGCUAUAACUACCGAACAACAGGCCGUUCGGUAGAAAGACUUAAUAGCUUAUGGGGAUUCCAGCAAACGUUGGGUUAUGCACGGAUGGCAAUCUGUUCGGGACUUUUUACGCACGAACUAAGACCGACUAAGAUUUAUGCCUGUACCCCGAGUAUUUGGGGUACAUCCGAACUUUGGGCAAAAAUGUGUUCUUUUUAAUUAUUUGCUUAUCUGAGGGGAGGAGAUGUGUGGGAUGUAUAUUAUGUUUAUUGGUUGUUCUGUUAAUUAUGUGGGUGUCUCCCUUGCAUGGGCAGAAUCACAUAAAAGGAGAGGGCCUGUCAUUAAAAGCCAGUUCUUCUUGACCCUUCAAAACGUAGCCUUGUCUCGUUCUUGAAAGGGGAUUCUGCAGCAUAAUCACGUAGCUCUUUUCAGAGCUCUACCUUCUGCCUUGGAUCCAGUGGAUGGCAAUAAGCGACUCCAUCACUCUACAGCGACUUCCCGGGAAGAAAAGGACGUCCCCAACGGCUGAUACCCUCACUCUACCUGGGUAGCCGUUACAUGCACCAACAUAAUGAAUUGGUCAGAAGUACAUCUUUUGUCAAUGUCUGCAGUCCACAUAAAGGGAGAAAGGAAUACUCUUGCAGACGCACUCAGCAGGAACCAUCUAAAACAGGGUGAUUGGUCUCUUUCUCCUCUAAUUUUUCAGGAAAUCGUGAAAAAAUUCGGAAUUCCAGUGAUAGAUCUCAUGGCUUCUAGGGAAAAUAAGAAGAUGAAAAGAUUUUCAUCCAUCAAUUCGACAGACAAGCCCGACUUCCUGAAUACUAUGUCAAUUCAGUGGGAUUUUCAUCCCGGCUAUUCUGCAAAAAAUCAUCCAGAACAGAUCAAGGAUGAUAGCAAUUUUUCCCUAUUGCACCUAUCCAACAAUGUGUUUUGAAAACUUCCUGUGUCUGAAAAACUUCUGGAACACAAUCUGGUUCCUCUGAAAACACUUCAGACAUUCCAAUGAACGGACUGGUAUCUAAACGCCAGAUCCUGAGAUUGAGGAGACUCAAUCUCAGACUGUUAGCAGCUAAAAAAAUACUCCACUUUGUCAGUUUACUCUAAAAUUUGGAAGAAAUUCUGCUCAUGGUGUUAUAGUGUGGGUGUUCAUCCCCUUUCUGCUUCAGGUCCUCAGAUUUGAAAAUUUCUACAGCUGGGGUUUGCUAAAGGUCUUCGUCCUGCUACACUUAAAGUUCAAAUCUCAGCUAUUCGUUUUUUUAGCAUUCAGAUGCUCUAAUCUCCAGAUUUUUUGAGCAGUUUCUAGACUCCUUCCUACCAUUAGGGAAUUGGUUCUACCUUUGGGUUUAAGUAUUGCCCUUACGGCUCUGUGUGAUGCACCCUUUGAACCCUUGGAGUCUGUCAGUCUGAAUACUCUUACUUUGAAACUGUGUUUUUGGUUGCAGUGACUUCUGCAAAACAUCUGGGUGAACUUCAGGCUUUGGCCUAUUCUCCACCAUUCUUGGUUUUUCAUCUAGAUAGAGUGGUCCUGGAACAUCAACCUUCUUUUCUUUCUUUCUUUUUUUUUUUUUUACAUUCUUUCUUUUAUUGAGGCACUUGCAUAAGAUACAAAACACAUGAGAAAACAAAGAGUUGUGGUAGUUUUAGGUUUAAACUCUUACAAAAUUCAGCCUCUUUUUGUAACUAAUAAAAUGGGUAAUAUCAUACUCUGGUAACCAGGCCAGUAGCAAGUCAAAACGGAGGCAAAGAAAAAAAAUGAACAUCAACAUUAACAUAGGUGUAAGUGUGCAAUUCCUGUUGCACUUUUGCCAUCCUUUGCUCAGCCUGGAGCAGUGGAGCUGCAUGGUGUGAAGAUUGCUUUGUUGUCCACAUCCCAAUGGUGUGUAGGUCUGUCAGUUGACUGGCCCAUGUCUGGCAUGGUGAGUCCCAGUGAUUGCAGGAAUAUUUAUUUUUUAAAUUUUUUUUUUUAAAUUAUUUUAAAUUAAAUUUUUUAUUUUUUUUUAUCUUUUCUAUUUUAUUUUUAUUUUUAUUAUAUUUAUAUUUAUAUUAUUUUUAUUUUUUUAUUUUAUUUAUAUUUUAUUUUUCUUUAGCUUUACUUUUAUUCUGUUUUUACUUUUUUGUAUUUAUUUAUUUUUGUUUUUUCCCGCAUAUCUAUACUACAAGUGAUUACGGUAUUAAUCCAUAUAUAUAUACUCUGAUAUAUUCCCUAUAGAUUUUUUACAUAUUAAUUUCUAUGUAAAACCCUGCAUACAUUUUUUUGUGCCUAGAUUGUUUAUGUGGUUGUCUUGCGGUAUUUACCGAUACCCAUAUGUUGUAUAACAUUUCUCAUUUUAAAAUGUAAUUAGGAGAUUGAUAUGUGUGUAUAUAUAUAUAUGAGAAAUAGAAGUUUGAAGGCACUCACUGUUUUCACGAAAAUCUUUAGGUAAUAUAGCCUCAGUGCUCCACAGAGGUCUUGAGAAAGGACCAUGAGUGAGUCCGAAACGUUGAUGCUGCAAAUUAACCCCUUAAGGAUGGUGGGACCUGGCUCUAAACGCAGAGGGGCGGCAUAGCAAGUCCCUGCUGUCCUAUGUACUUACCCGGUCACCGGCGAUUGCAGUGUGGGGACUUACCUGGGAGCCCAGGGAGUCCCCCUCCUUUUUCUUCGGCCCCCCUGGGCUAUGUGAUCACAAGGUCCAUGUCAAUGCCAGCAGGGGGAGUACCUGUAAUAACAGGUACUCCCCCUGCUGCCUGAAAAAAAAUUAAAUAAAGAAAAACACUUUAAAACAGUGUAAAAUGUAAUUAUAUAUAUUUAGAUCAUAUAUUUAUUUAUUAUAUAUAUGAUCUAAGUAUAUAUAUACAUAUAUACCCACAUACACUGUCUAAUUGUAUUUUAAUAUUAAUAUAUAUAUAUUAAUAUCAAAAUACACGUAGAAUGAUAUUGAUUAAAUAUAUAUAAUUAUCAUUAUAUAUAUUUAUAUAUAUAAUAUAAAAUAAAUAAAUAUGUCAAUACGUAAAAAAAUAAAAUAAAUUAAUAAAAAAUAAAUUAAAUAUAUAUGUGUAAUUUUGUUCUAACUGUAUUUUAAAAUUAAUAUAUAUAUAUUGAUAUCAAAAUACAUGUAGAACGAAAUACUAUAUAUAUCUAUGUACAUAAGUAUAUACGUAUUUAUCAAUAUAUAUAUAUAUAUAUAUAUAUAUAAAUAAAAAUUAUUUUCAAAAAUUAUAUAUAUAUAUAUAUAUAUAUAUAUAUAUAAUAAUUCUACGUAUAUAUUUAUGUAGUAAUUUUACAUAAUUAAGUAAUUUAAUUAAUUACAAUUUGCGGGACCUGCCUGACAACCCAGGCUGAAAGUCCAGGGAAUUUAAUUUGUUAGCACUAUAUUUAACCCUGUAACUUUCCAAGACACCAUAAAACAUGUACAUGGGGGGUACUGUUUUACUCAGAAGACUUAGUUGAACACAAAUAUUAGUGUUUCAAAACAGUAAAAUGUAUUACAACGAUGAUAUCAUCAGUGAAAGUGAAGUUUUUUGCAUUUUUCACACACAAAUGGCACUUACACGGACGAUAUAAUUGUUGUGAUACAUUUUACUGUUUUGAAACACUAAUAUAUGUGUUCAGCGAUGUCUCCUGAGUAGAACCGUACCCUUCAUGUACAGGUUUUAUGGUGUUUUCAAAAGUUACAGAGUCAAAUAUAAGGCUUGCGUUUCAGUUUUUUCACAUUGAAAUUCGCCAGAUUGGUUACGUUGCAUUUGAGACCGUAUGGUAGCCCAGGAAUGAGAAUUACCCCCAUGAUGGCAUACCAUUUGCAAAAGUAGACAACCCAAGGUAUUGCAAAUGGGGUAUGUCCAGUCUUUUUUAGUAGCCCCUUAGUCACAAACACUGUCCAAAAUUGUCAUUCAAAUGAGUUUUUUGCAUUUUUCACACAAAAACAAAUAUGAACACUAACUUUGCAAUACCUUGGGUUGUCUACUUUUGUGGUAUGCCAUCAUGGGGGGUAAUUCUCAGUCCUGGGCUACCAUACGGUCUCAAAAGCAACGUAACCAAUCUGGCGAAUUUCAAUGUGAAAAAAAUGAAAAAUGUAACAUGCUAUAUUUGACCCUGUAACUUCCCACAACACCAUAAAACCUGUACAUAGGGGGUACUGUUUUACACGUAAACCAUUGCUGAAUACAAAUAUGUGUAUUUUAUUGCAGUAAAAGCAAACAGUAUUAUGACAUUCACAGUUAGAAUGUCACGUAGAACUAAAAUUUUAUUUUUAUAUUAUUUUCUCCCAUUUUUUAAUAUUUUAUUCAUGUUAAAUUAUGUUUCAUACUUAAAUAUUUGAUUUUAAAUGAAAGCCCUGUUUCCCCUGAAUAGAAUUAUAUAUAAUAGGUGUGGGUGCACAUAAUAUGAAAGAUGCAAAUUACGCCUGAACAGACAUAUAGCGUAAAUUCAAGUUUUUGUUUACGUUUUGAUCACGACAUGCACAUUUGGCAAAGUCCUUAAGGGGUUAAAAACUUUUUAACUUUUUCAUAACAAAGUCCUGCGAGUGCCUACUCCUUUCCAAUAUUUGAAGACAAUAUAUAUAUAUAUAUAUAUAUAUACACAUAUAUGCAGAUAUUUAUCUAAUCUUCUUUUCUACAUCUUUUUUUAUAUUUAUCUACUUUUUUACAUUUACUAUUUCUCCUACAUGUUCGAUUUAUAGUGCUCAGAAAAUUGUUGAUUUUUAUUAUAAUUUGAUUGUUUAAUUAUCCAUUGUUCGAUAUAAAUAUGCCUCUUGCAGCUCCAUAGGCUCCAUAGCCUCUGAAGUGGGGCAGGAUCCCCACGAAACACGUAAGGCAGUGGACUUUUGGAAUUGGAACAUGACAAACUAUAGCCCGCUGUUUGCCGAUCCAACAUACAUACCGGAGAUGGAAUUAGGAAACCUCGAGGGAAUACCUCUGAAUGAGGCUCAAGGUGGAAUGCAUGCUGAUUCCACCGGUACCUGAGACGUAGGACCACUCGCAACUCCCACAUCUCUUCUCUUCUCCAGGAUCAUCACAGUAAGUUACAGUAUAGGCCGAUUUUGUCUUUUAUCUUACUAUUUUUGUGAGUGUUUUUAAUCUUUGUCACUACAUUUAUUGUGAUUUUUACAGUGAGCACUAUGCAAUUUUAUUUCUAUUUCUAGGAAACCAGUUUUCUCUGUGCUGUUUUUUUUUUUUUUUUUACAUAUAUUGAAGAUCUUUCUUAAAGGGACACUAUAGUCACCAGAACAACUACAGUUUAUUGAAUUUGUUCUAAUGAGUAGAAUCUUUACAUUUAGGCUUUUUGCUGUAAACAAUGUCUUUUCAGAGAAAAUGCAGUGUUUACAUUACAUUACAGCUUAGUGAUAACUUCACUGGCCACUCCUAAGAUGUCUGUUAGAGAUCCUUCCUGGGUCCUGGCUGCCUAAAAUGCACACAAACAUUCAGUAUCUCCUCCCUCUGCAUGCAGACACUGAACUUUCCUCAUGGAGAUUCAUUGAUUUAAUAAAUCUCUAUGAGGAGAUACUGAUUGGCCAGGGAUGUGUUUGAAUUGUGCUGGCUCUGCCCCUGAUCUUGUGGAGUCUGGGGUUCCCUUUAAAGAUGAAACCAAUGGCCAGGCUGAAAAUGCAUCCUCACUCUGGAAGAGAACCUUAUGAAAUUUGUCCAUGCAGAUAGAAUGGUAGAGAAUAGUCAGUCACUGAAUUUCCAGGUAAUGAUGAUACAAACAAAGUAAAUUAAAGUAUUUUUUUUUAUAAAAUGUUAAUAAAACUAAUAUUAUAUGAUACUUAAAGGUGAAAUGUACUUUAUAGGCAGGGUGACCAGAUUUUACAAAUAAAAAACAGGGAAACCCUUUAGUUGAGGAAGCGAAGCAGGGCAAGCUGCGGCAAGAUUGGUGUGGCGCUGGAAAUUAGGUGAUUAAAAACACCUUUUUAACGAAGGGCAGGAUACCUGGACAGAAUGUUUAAAACUAUAGUGACAUUAUAGUGUUCCCUCAAGCAAAUUAAAGGAACAUUUUGGUCACCAUAACAACUUAAUCUAAAUGAAGAUGUCCUGAUGCCAGGAUGCUGCUGGGUGCUCUCUUUCCCUUAAGGGGUAAAACCACUCUCAAAUGGUUUAACACCAAAGGCUGCCUCCAGCACCAGAUCUGAGGGGAUCCAAAGUUUGCCUGCCAGACCCAAGUACCUAAACCUGUGGAGGCAUCACUGGUGAGUCCUGGGCUGUGAAGUCCCCUCCCGGGGUCGAUUGGUGGUUGGCUUUCUUCUACCCAGUGCAUGGUCUUCGCUUGCGACACCUCCGGUAGUUCUAAUCUGUUUAGGAAUGUCUCUGGGCCAUCAGCAGAGGUAAAGGUGAGUAUGUCAUCCCCUCUUACAACUAUGAGUGAGCCCUCCAUUAGCCAAUGAUACUUGAUGAAGUGUUCUCACAAUCUUCUGGCUAUUGGGGUCAGCUGCCUCUUCUCCAGUAACAUCCUGAAUUGAAGAUUAGCAUACAGGGUGACUUUGCAGCCUUCAUCACAGUUCACAAGGCUCUAGAGUGGGCCUGACUCUGUUACCAGCAAGGUAUCAUCUGCCUCUUGAGGCCCAUUGAGGCCACCAGUCACUGUGUGAAGGGCAGAAGGUCUUCAACUCUGACUCAUUCAGGGAUCCCUCUUAGGUGGAUAUUUUGCUCCUAUUUCUUGACUCCAAUACAGCAACUGUCUUGUGUAGCAUCUGAACCUGGUGGCUAAACUCUUCCACCUGAUUCUUGGUUUCUAGUAUCUGGCUGUCUCUAAUCUUCUCUCUUGUUUCAACAGCCUUGAUUUUUGUGUGUACAACUCCCACAUCUGUCUGUCUCUUGCAGAACUGCUUUCCAAACCUGCCUCAGCUCUAGCAGCAGCCUCUUAACGUCCCCUUUGGUAGAUGAGUAAGUGUCAUCAUCCGACUCAGACUCCCUGUAAAAUCCUCCUAAAUCGACCAAGGCCAUGAAAUCAGCAUCCUCCUGGGACUCUUUGGAAGCCUCAGCCUCGUUUUGUGCCUCAGGCGCCAUCUUGGGCAGCAGCUGCUCUGCAGGUCUCUCGAAGGAGAGCCAGGUAUCCUGGAAUGCCGGAAUCUUCUGGGCAGCAGCAUUUCUUGUGCCUGCAUCCCAUAUCUUGUCUCUAGUGCGUGGUGGGUAAAAGUAGGUAUAUUAAUGCCAACAACCUUAGCAGGUUUCAAUUAAUAGUGGGGCUGUGUAGGAGCUCCGCUAAAGAACGUCUGGUUCGGCUUGUCGUUGGCCACACCAACUUUCCCUCUCUUUUUAUUGUUCUGUUUCCUAGAGGAGGAGGAGUUGUUUUUUUUUUUUUUCUUCCAAGUCACAGAGCCCCUUCUCUGCCUUCUUGAAUACAAAGACAAAAAUUCAAAGCAGAAUAUUGACAGUUUUAGAGUAUUCAGCAUGUUGUUGAUUGUGAAGGAGUAGGAGACUGAGGAUGUAUAUUGCUGUAAGUCACAGCUGCAUAAGUUGCAUAUUUGGAUGACACUAAUGUCUUAGAACAAAACUUUAUUUUAAACCACAAAACACAUUUGGCAUGUAGUGUAUGUAUAUGUGUUUGUGUGCUGUGUGCUGUGUGACUGUGUGACGUGUUCCCAAACUUUUUAGCUAUGAACAAAAGACAAAAUGUCAAAGUUCAGUUGCAUAACUGUGUUCAUGGCUCAGAGUACAAUGUAUUUGCUAGUAACCCAUAACAAUUACGUUUUUAAAUUCUUUAAGAUUUACUGGUAGUAUAAGAAUAAGGACUUUGAGAUAUUUAACAAAUAGUCUGCAGUUUAAUAUACGAGAUAUAAAAGAAAUUCCAUCCAAAAACCUUGGUGUCGCACAGUGAAAAACUAAAGACUGCAUCCUGGUAAGUACAUUCAAAUCAGCACAUAACAAUAUUGUUUUGGAAUGUACAUUUUUACAUGUAUCUAGUUUAAAUUAUUGUAAUUAAUAGCAACAGACACAAAGCAGUGCUUAAUGUAAAUUAAGUAAUACUAUGUAGAAAUUACAAUUAUUUAUAUAUAUCUCCAGCGUAUUCUGCAGUGCUGUACAAUAAAUAAACAAAACAAACACUUAAUUCUAACAAAACAUGAUUAACAUACUGGAACAGUAUUUCAAGAGGGCCCAGCCAAAACCAGCAUAGGAUCUAAAAGGAUGAGGGUGAAAUACAUAAAGGGAACUAAGUGAUCUGUAUGUACCUGAGAGAUGGAAGGGUGUUUUGGAGGUGAUAGCACAGCAGAUGGGAGAUGGCAGAGGAAGGUUAUAAGGUAUGAGGAGUUAAGAGGAGAGAUGGUAAGUUGUGCUGUGUUUUUAGAGCUGUUUUGAACGACUGCAGAGACUGGUAGAGACGAAUGUACUGCGGAAGGGCAUUCUAUAAAGAAGGGGCAAUCCUGGAAAAUUCCUGAGGGAGAUUAUAAAAGCCUCAGUAUAAUAACAGUACACAAAUUAAUAAACCAAAUCCAGUUUCAUUUAUAAGUUUGAAUUCUGCAUUUGCCCGUUCAUUAACUGUAACAAAUGUUACCGCUAACGCUAUAUAUAGCGUCAAUUAAUAGUUUAUUGUAGUUUAAUGUUGCAAUUACAACUGUUAAUAUAUUCAUUUUAUUUAUGAUUUUGUCCUACAAAUAAGUAUGUCAGAAAAAAAACCUACCAGAUGUUUAACCCCUUAAGGACACAACUUCUGGAAUAAAAGGGAAUCAUAACGGAAUAUUCCCGUCAUGUGUCCUUAAGGGGUUAAAGUUGUACAAAUGUUAUGCAAAUUACGUUUAAUACUUCAAUGGAUUGCUUAUGAUAAUAUUUAGAUCACAUUGUUGAGGAAUGUGGUAAUUCCUAGUGGUUGAACCUCCUUAUUUGACAAGAAAUUCUCUGUGUUUUCAUGGCUGGGUUAUUUUGAUUGGUUGAGCUGUACCAGCACAUUGCAUGACUUUUGUUUGUGAGGCCUUUUGAUACUACACAAUAGGGAAGUUCCAAACAUAUGGGUGGCCUCUCACAUAGCUUGACCUACAUCUCUAAACCUGUUUGCCUUUAUUUAUUUAUAAAAUAUUUUACCAGGAUGGAUACAUUGAGAUUGCUCUUGUUUUCAAGUAUGUCCUGGGUCUUUUUACACAAAACAUUGCAUUGUUACAAUAGGAUACAAUAUUACAAAAAUACAAUAUACAAACUAUAUAUAUAUGAAUAUAUAUAUAUAUACACACACACACACACAUAAAUUUAAUACAUAACAGGUAAUAAAUAUAUUCAACUAUGACAGGUGCAUUCUGUGCUGAGGUAUUUGCCAUAGAUCUCUUAAACUAUAUUAGAUUGAAUGAAGAUUUGACUGUGUCCCUGAGGUUAUUCCAUAAUUGUAGGAAAAGGAGGAUCGAACCACUUUAUUUUUGUAUUGUGGUAUGCUAAAUAUCGUGCUAGUACUGGAUCGGAGGUUAUAGGAGAUGGGAACAGCCAGGGAGAGCAUUCUACUCAGGUAGGGUGGGAGCUUUCCAGAAAUAUUCUACCUCUGUGAAUUGGUUUUGGAGCACAGCCUCAAGCUGCGGUAGAUUGGGUUUACUAACGUAGAUUACAGUGUCGUCUGCAUACAUGUGUACAUGUUGAGGAUUUGCAGGCGUUAUGCAGACCAUUUAUAAAAAAUGUGAAUUGCAGGGGGCAGUGUAUGGAGCCUUGGGGAACACCACACGUGACUGGAAGAGACAAGAGUCAGAAAUGGCCACAUAUUGCAAUUGGUCUGAAACAUACGAUCAAAACCAGGUUAGCAGGCGAGUUUUUACGUAUUUGCAAAAGAAUGCCAUGCUACUGUGUCAAAGGCCUUGGCAAAAAUCAAGGAAAAUAGCUCCAGUUACAUCUCCUUGUUCCAUGCCAAUUUGGGUGUCAUUGCAAACUUUUAAUAGGGCAGUCGAAGUUAAGUGAUUUGGACAAAAGCCUGAUUGAUCAGGGGUCAGAUAAUUUGAUCUUUGAGAAUAUUCACAUAGAUGCAUGUGGACGCAUUUUUCCAAGAUUUUUGACAGUACAGGGAGCAAUGAUAUUGGGCAAUAGUUAGAUACCAAAGUAUUGUCAUCACUUUUAUAGAUAGGUACAACUUUUGCAGUCUUCCAAAGUUUGGGUAUGUAUCCUGACACCAGGGACUCAUUGAUAACGGUAGUGACCAGUUUAGCAAUUGCUGGCACACUGAGCUCCAGCAACAUUGCUGGGAUUUGAUCUGGUCCACACUGGUUUUUCAUUUUUAAAUUAAGAUGUUUAUUAACGACACUAACAGGCACAGGUCUAAAACUGAAUUUCUCUAAAUGAGGGUUUUGAAUAUUUGGCAGGGUUUGAUCUUUAUUUGCGGUCUGACAAUGAGUGUCCUUUGUUAUCUUAGCAACCAGGGUGGUACCACAUCCAACAAAAUUAUUAUUAAAGGCAUUUGCUACAUCUAGGGGGUGUUGCAGUGUUUGGUUGUCCAUUUUGACAGUGGAGAGUUGGGAGUGGAUUGUGGGUGUUUGUAUGCUAUUUAUGAUUUUUCUGAAGUUUCUUGGGUUUGAUAGGUUGUUGUUCAAAUUGUCACUGAAAUAUUAGGUCUUUGCCAUUUUUGUUUGUUUUGUGCAUGCAUUUCGCCAAUCUCUGUAAGUAAAGUGAUCGUUCAAUGGAGCCAUUACACUUGAACUUUGACCACAGUGAAUCUGUAAACUGGUUCAGUUGAAUGCGGUCAGUUAUAACACAGGGCAGGUGUGUCCCUUCCAGUCACACUUUACGCAGAGGGGCAUACAAAUUCCAAACAAGCAAGAGCUUGGACUGAAAAAAUGCAAUUGCAGAGUCUAGACCUGUUAUUAGACCUAAUCUGUAUCAUGGUAUGUUCUUGAGAUCAUUUAAAAAGGAUUCAAGAUUACAUUUUUUGAAAAACCUGGUGAUUAUAAUCUUGGGAGGGGAUUUAGUGGCCUUUAUUUUGCGUAUGCAGUACACUAGACAGUGGUCACUGAAACUGUUAGGGAGAAUGCCCGCUUCCUUGAUUCUGUCAGGACAACUGGAGACAACUUUUUUCUCUCUUAUUUAUUUAUUGUGAUUUGGUUGGAAUCACACUGGAAUGGUAGCAGGGUGAGUGUGCCCAUGAUACUUUAUUCCUUCGAUUAUCUGAAUGGCCUCCUGAAGACACACUAGUGUAGAGAAAUUCCAAUAUUGUUGAAUUAAGGGAGCAUGCUGCUAUCAAUUUGUGAUUUAUUUAUUAUUGGCAUUUAUAUAGCGCCAACAAAUUCCAUAGCGCUUUACAAUAUUAUAAGAUUACAUUACAUUAAAUGCAAUUCUCUUUUUUUGUAGAAUUGCAUAUGGCUCCAAUGUGAAAUAAACAACACCUUAGAGCAUUUUUACUGUAGAUCAAUAUUGUUUUCAAUGCAACAUUUUUUGCAUUAGUUAUGACAUCUGUACAAAUCGUUCCCUUGUUUCUUAACAGGAUAUACUAUACACUUAUCUUAUUGUUUCCUCCACCCACCCAACACCACACCUCCCCACAACUCAGUAGGUGUGCUUUAAAACCUGUUGGGAGGUUUGAGGCUUCACUGUAAGAAACACUUUGACCUAUCAAGCUUACGUAUCAAGUGUACCUCAUGCUUAUAUACAUUUUUCCUUAUCCAAUAUUUUGACUAUUUUAGCUGUAAUCAUAACAGUUCCACCCUCCCUUCUUCCAUUCCCCUUCAUACAAUUCUAUAGCUUAGCCACCACCUUCCUUCAGUAUGGCUUUUCACAAUAAUACUAUACUUAUUAUUACCCUAAUGACAGGUUUGAAUACCUUACAAAAGACAAUUCACAUACUAUAUCAUUUGAUUACCCUAUGUAUUAGUGCAUUUUUUAGACUCAGGAUCAAUCAUUAUCAAAGUAAUAGACAAUUCCAAAUGCCAUAUUGUUUUAGCAACAAUGUCAUCUCAAGACUAAGGGUGUAACCACUUCAAUUUCCCACUCUUUCCCCCAACAUGUUAUUAUAAGAAUUCUGUGGGUAGAGUUCCACAGCUAAAUGGGAGGAUAUGGAAUGAAGUUAACUUGUGCAAAUGUUUAUAUGGCCCUAACUCAUUCCUUUUUCCUUCAACUCUAGAGAAAGUGCAAGACUUUGCUGCAUGCAUGCUGAUGUUUUGGUGGUGAUUUCUACGUUGCGCAAGAUUCUUCCAUUGAUUCCACUACAGGUAUCUGAAACAUUCUAUUCUUGAUGCUUAGGAAAUGGCAAGCAGCAUUUUGUGAUGUUCACUUGUAUGAUUCCUGGUGCUUUCACCUUCCCUCAGCCAAACAUUGUAUCUUUUAUACAAAUGCCCAUAGGAGGUAUUCGCAAAUUCAAUAACUUUUUCUCUGACAUAAGUUCCUGCAUUUUGCUGGUUUGUUCAUGCCUGGACCUUCAGUGUAAGUCAUGCCAAGGCCGAACUGACUCUAAUCCUCCAACAUUCUAGCCCCAGACUCUCUUCUGGGUUAAAGCAAAUCCCUUGAUAAUGAGUCUGGUUUAGUAGCCAAAACUUAAGAAGCCUUAGAACAGUAUUUUAGGGAGAAUAUAUACUUCUUCAGUGGUUCUGUGGGUGUCUCAUUAGUGCCUUAUUAGGGAGUUCUUCAUUAGUUAAGGCUCCUGUAACGGACCGCCCGGCACCCCGACUGGGUACCUCUGUUACUGGAUGCUCCUAGCGCUUCCAGAGGGCUCCAAGCGCUCCGCCAGACACCUCAACCACCGCAGACCCCAUGAACCGUCGUAGCUUGGUUGGGGUCUCGCCGUCUCCUACACACCCUGGAGCUACGACAAGACUCCAGGCUCCAGUGGGGGAACCUCUCCUCCAAGAGAGUGAAGCAGGAACAAGCUCUUAAAAGAGCUUAGAAGUGAUAAUUCAAGGGAGCAUGCAGAGCAUAGCAAUCCCUUGUAGUGAUAUAGCCGGUUACCCCCAACAAGAGACAAGACUUUAGAUUGAAGGUUAAGAAGAACUGACUCCAAUGAGCGUUUAUUGCUGCUUAUAUACAACUUUCCCAGCAAGGUUACCACCCACGUGGACCUUGUGGGGCACUGGAACUGUAAAUUUAACAACCAAUAAAAUAAAAGCACAUGUAUAACCACACCCACUUUUUACAACAAGAAUCCUCCCCUCUUCUUGGGAGAUAAUUGAGUUAAUUACUGUAUCAACUCAAUUAUCUCCAAGCUAAAAAAAAAACCCAUACUUUUAUGCCAUUUUUCUAACUUUGUGAGUUUGCAUGCAAUAUUAAUAAAUAUAUACUUAUAUUUUUAUAACCAGCAUAAUUUGGGGACAAACAUAUUCAAAAUUCACUUGAAUCGGUUAAGUGGUUCAGGAGUUAGGUGGAAGUCAUAUUUUGACAGAGGAGGGACAAAAUAGCCAGUUCCAACUGGUUUGGUAGUAUCCGUGGGACAACGCCCUGCUGGAGAACAAUGGGACAGGGGGGAGAGGAAGAGGCACACCUUCCCAUGGAUUCAAAGGGGCAGAAAAAGUGUCCCAAAAGAUUCAGUUUAUAAAGGGCCAGCACUAGUCUAAAUAAAAGUCUAUGAGACCAAGUAAUGGUUUUAAAGGGCCAUACAUGCCAGGGCCAUAGUCAUGUGGCAAGAGGCUGGCAAGCAGGCUUCUCCAUAAGCCAGGGGAGCAGUGUUUGGCACAUAGAAAGCCAGUGGCAAAUGGCAGUUUGUCAAAGCUCCUUUUUCAAAAUACAAAGGUCAUUGAGGUGACCCUGGUCAUUGAGAAAUAUUUCCAAGUUAAAAUGUUGCACAAACACAUCACCACAGAGGAGAUUGAGAAGAUGCUGAUCACCAUAUGAUUCAAAUGUAAUAAACCCCUGAAUGCUAAUUCUGAAUGCUGUAUCUGCCUCUGUAAGCAAAAAAAUUAAAGCAAUAUCAUACUCAAUUAUGUGCAAAAGAAUUUAAGAAAAAAAAUUAUUUGAUCAGAAGAAAAUUAAUUUAUAAUUACAUGGAAGGGGACAGAGACAGGUUUUUAUGCAAUUUUGUAUAGAGAAAAUAGCUCAGGUUAUGAAUUAAAAUAAAUCUAUAUCCUUAGGGUACAAUACAAAGUAUAUACAAGGUCAGACAUAAAUUGAUCAAACAAGGUACCAAUUAAUCAGUUAUAUAUAUAUAUACACAGUAAUCAUCUGCAAGCUUUUAUUCCAAACCCUCAUCGCCGCAAAUAUUGUAAAAGCCAGAGGAUGGAAAUCCAUAGUGUUACCUACUCACUAUUAAGCCAAAUCACAGUAAAUUGGGACUAUUUUAAAUUGGGACAAGCAAGGGAAAUCUGGAGAUGCUGCUGGGUGGACAAGGACACCUGAGGAAUAUAGGGAAAGAAAAAAAAAGAGAGGGAAACACACAACACAUUCAUUUUUAAGUUUUGAUUUUUUUUUUUCCAAUUUGUAUUUUAUUAGCGAGUUUCAUACAAAAUUAAAUCUGCUUCGUAGUAUAACAAAAGAAUGACAAGUUAUUAGUUGCAUCAACUGUUAUGGGUCAUAAAUGUGCCUACAGUCACGGGCCUGUUGGUAUAGGUUACAGCUGGUGGUCUGGUCUAUUAUACAAUUCUAAAUCAUCUAUACUUCUUCUGCAUUAUGUACUUGUUGGUGUUGUCUCUGUGGUAUCAGUAGCAAAGUGGUAGCAUUGCCUUACUGUCCGGUAAGUAUGAGUAGGAUUAACAAAUAUGUCAGCGAAUGCUGUCAAAGGAAAGCUAAAUUAAUCAAACUGGUUAAUCAAAGUAAUAUAAAAUAAACCAAGAUAAGUGAACAGGCUUAUGUAGUCAGGUCAUAUAUGAAUAGAGGUUAUCUCGCAAUCUUCUCAGUGCUGUCAAGUCCCUUCGUCCCUCUGCACUUUCCGCCAGUAGAUUCAGUCUUUGUAAGAAGGAUUGCACAAUAUCGACACUACUAUGGUUAAUAACCGUAGUGUAACAUAUACAAAUACUUAACUUCAAAAAUUAUAAAACCGCCUCCCAAGAUCGUUACCCAAGGAAGGCGACCUUUUCAUAUAUAGAUAACCAAAAACACACAAAACUUCGGGAUACGGCUGGAAAUGAAUCUAAAAGGAACACAAAAAUAUACAAAUAGUGAAGUACAGUUAAUACAUUCAAACAUCUAUGUACAGCGCAUGUUUGAAUGUAUUAACUGUACUUCACUAUUUGUAUAUUUUUGUGUUCCUUUUAGAUUCAUUUCCAGCCGUAUCCCGAAGUUUUGUGUGUUUUUGGUUAUUUGUAAGAAGGAUGUCGGGUCAUCUGAUGAGAUCUUUUCCCCAGCGGUAACGGAAUCGCUGCAUCUCUGAGUUUUUUGACAGUAGGAGCUAGCUGUCUCUUCGUUGCCAGCACUGUAAACGGUAAGUCUCUGUAGAUUGACACAGAGAAGCCUUCAAAUCUAAUAGUGCCCAUUUCUCUGGACUUGGACAUGAUGGCAGAUCGAACCGUAAUGUCUCUGGUAGCUGCAAUUAUAUCUCUCGAUGCACCAUGUGGGGUGGUCGCUGUUUUUCAAACUCGGAAUGCUGUUCGUAUCAUUCCUUUAGUGUCCUUUCCCAGUGAGGACACCAAUCAUUGGAUAUAGGGCAACAGCUCUUCCCUCCCGAUGGUUUCCACCGCUAUGAUUUUCUAGUGGAGCUCCACUAUCGCUGAUUGUGCCUCUUUGAGGUCCGAUUUCCAGAUCUUGCGGAUGUCUUGUAGGAGGUGUUUCAUGUCUCCUUUGGUGACUGAUGAGGAGUCCUCAUCGGAGUCUAUGGACGAGUCUAUCUCGCCCGAUCCUGGAGAGGUGAGCAUGUCUCCUUCCUCUUGGGAUGCCUUUGAGGCCUCCUGCUCGCUGGGAGCUGCGGGCACCAUUUUAGAUGACGCUGCAGCCGCAGGCCUCUCAAAAGAUAGCCUGAUGUCUGGCAAUUUCGGGGUCUCUGGAGGGCAAAAAAGAGACUACACUUGUAUCUGAAAGAGCACUGGUCUUGAUACCAGAGGGAACCUGGACCAUGUAAGGACAAAGUAUAGGAGUGACUUUAAUAUAUUUCUUAUAAAACUGAUGCAAUGUGGAGUGCAUGUGUGGCGUGUACUACUGUUGUGUGUUUUCUAGAUCCAGAUAAAAUGCCUUUUAAAUGGAUUGAACAUUGAGCUUUGUUAUUUGAUUUGCCAUCCUGUACCUGAAAACUGAUUAUAUGUCCUGUUUUAUUUGUUUUGCUUUCUUUUUUUGUUCUAUCUAUUUAUUUUGUUCUUUUGCUGUGGAAUCUAGAUUCCUACGAAAACCACGGGGACUUAAUAUACUCUGUUGCAAGAGGCCAUAAUGCUAAUAUAAUUCCUGAUGCAAGUUUUUAGAUUGUGUUUAAGAAUAAGGUAUAUGUUUUUUUAAAAGAGCUUUUGUUUGCCUUCUCUGAUGUUUAUUAAUUGGUGAGGAAGACAGAUUAGCAUCACAAUCUACUUGAAAUAUGUUUGAGAUGUCUAGUCUUUUUUUGGUAUUAUUAUUGUCAAAAAAUUACAAUUUCCCUAUUUUGUGCCAGACAAUAUGAAGCACCAUCAUUUGCUUGUUUUGUGUUAGUUUUAAUACCAAACAUACUUUUAAAAAAAAAAAAACUAUUUGUUUCUUUCAACAUUACCCCGAGGAGGAGUGCUGUAAAACAAAACAUAGGUUACAUCCUAAUUCAUUUUGGUAUUUUGGCUGUAAAUGUUCAAGUGACUCUGUCAUGACUUAGACCAACUAUGGAUGUCCACUACUCAUACAGCAAUUCACAAUUUCCCCACCAUAUAUGACAUAUAUAUUUAUAUAUAUUUGGAUAUAUAUGCUUUUUGAGCAAUCAGGUGGCACCAUAGAGAUUGCAGAAUAGAAGGAAUUUUUCAAUAAUGAUGUGGCAACCAUUAUGAGCUAAGUUUUUUUGGGGGGGAUUUUACAUGCUUGGUGCUGUAAGCUUGUCUUUUUAUCUGUUCUUUCAGCAUUUGCAAAUAUUUGUAAUUCUAUUAGGACACCUGAAUCAUUGUAAACACUGCACGUAUGAGUUAAUGUUCAAACUAUUUCUUGUGGAAUAUAGUCAAGCAUUUAUCGUAAUAAUAAAAAAAAAAUAUUGUCUAGGAUAUAAUAACUAAAUAUCAUAAGUGAAUUUUCCAAAUUAUUUGAUUUCGGUUCCAAAUAUCAAGUAUUUAAAUACAAUUGUGCAAUAAAUUAGAAUUUUGUUACAAAGUAAAUAUUUUAUAGCAAUGCCAUUAUCUGCAUGGAACUUCUAUUUCAAAAGAUUUUCGGCAAAUAAAAGCAGAGCUCUGUAAUGAAAUUAAAGAAAGGCGUGCUGACCACAUGGAGGCAAGAACGGAAGAGCUGUGUGCAGCCCAUAACAAAAUGGUUGACAAAGUACAAAGAGAACAGACAAGGCAGAAUAAUUUAUGGAUAUGGGGGGGUCUUUGAAUAUGUCUCUAUUGGAGAUUUAACUGCGUUUGCCACUUCUGACAUCUGAGACAAACAAUGGAUAUUGGAUCUAGCUCAUAGGCUGCAAAAGCCCAGAAGAGUACCAUCUAAUCUGCCCAGGAUUGUAUAGUCAGAAUUUAUUUUUGUCACCUCAAAGAGGUUUUAAUGAGGGCAGCAAGACAUUAGGACACCCUUCCGAACCCCUUCAAAGAAGUGUCACUAAACCGGACUUAUCUGCGGCAACCAUGGUACAUAGGCAUGAAUUCCAAGAGAUAAUCCACCACUCUAAGGUCUCAUGGCAUGCCUUAUAGAUGGGGAUACUCUACACAGCUUCUCAUCUGGAAAAAUGCCACAAUUGACUUUUCACAUCACUGGGAGAAGGCAUGACCAUGCUCUGUUAAUGGAACCUCCUCAGCUGUUCACCAGGAAAAUUCUCAGCAGCUGCCACUGGGGCCAAGGUCGCUAGAGAGUUGUACAAAACUAGCACCCUGCACUGACAUGGCAGCAGAUGAUUUCCUUGAAUUCAACAUCAAUCGUUUAUCUGUUUCUGGCACCUGAAUGGCAAUGGAGUAUGCUCUCUUCAACGCAAUAGCAAAGGAGCUGUUCCAGCCAGCAUUGCUGCGACCAAGUUGACUAGCUUUAUAUGUUCAAGUUUAGGAAGGGUAUGUGUACUUUAAGUUCCACUUUGCUACUUAUGCAUCUGUGUAUUGUCUCCCUACCACCAAAGAGCACCCUUUUACGGUAAUAUGAGGGCUAUAUCCUCUCCCUAACUCUCACCUCACUUUUAACUGAUAUAGACAAGUACUGGUGGGGAUGGUUUAAUGAAGGGGAAUGGUGAUAUGCCAUACCUUAGCCACUAUGUUAGCAUUAUAAGGUUACGCCACAUAUGAGAUACAAGAUCAACUAUGCCCAUAAUGGCAUUCAUAGAUGUGGUCAUACAAGCAUAUUUGUGAGUUAUAGAGAGCCAAGGGGAACUAGUGCCAUAAAGAUUGGCCACUUAGCUAGAAGCUAUAUCCUCCCCUACAGGUGGUGUAUUAAUAUUUAAGAUGAUCAAGACACUUUAACAGCUGUUUUGACACUAGCAGGUCACGAUGUAUAUACUUUUGUUUUUACUUUUAUUUUUAUUUUUUUAUUCUUGUUUAUUUUCAUAUUUUUUGUUUCUAUUUCUUUACCCACUAUGGAAAUGUGAGCAAUAAAGAGCAGUGUAUAAUCAUUCUUGCUGGACUUAUUGAACCGUUAUGUUUUAGUGAGUUUGGCCCACAAUUCACAGGCAGAGCGAGUACAGGUCAUCUGGGGAGUUGGAGGUCUUCUUUUUGGCCUCAAAGACUCACAGACAUAGGUAGAGACACCCUUAAUCAAUGGGCCAAGGGGGACCUUGCAUGCCAUACUACAAAACAAAAUGGCAAAAUUUAAAAUAAAUAUAGAAUUGCUUUUCGGGAGAUGAACAGAGCACAUUUUUACUUAUAUCCAAGUAAGGCAUAUCCUCUCCCAACCGAGUGCAAUUUCAGACGAUCCUAGCUAACUCUCCCAAAGGGGCAGGAUAUGUUCAUCAGGUAAAGUAAAGGGCAAGACACUCUCCAUAUACUAUAACUUUCUUAAAACACCAACCAACCAUACCAAACUUACUUAUAUGAUCAAAUGGGAGGAAGAACUGUAUAACUGCUUCACCCUAGCAGACUGGUUAAAGUCAGCAACACAAAUUAAAAGUGCCUCUAGGUGCCUACCUCAUUGGGAGGUGCACUGUAAACUUGCCAUGAGAUGGUGUCUGUCCUCUCAUGGAUUGGCAUGGGCAUUUAAAAGCACAUCUCCAACAUGCUGGAGAUGCACACAGGACAAAGGCACCUUACUUCAUUGCUUCUGGUCUUUCCUAUAUUUACACUCCUGGACAGACAUAUAAGAUGUGUAUUUCAUAAUUAGAGAUUAUAUAACACUAUUCACAUCUGAGGCAUUUCUCCUUCACAUGCUGCCGGAUGGAAUACUAACAACACAUACAACAUUGAUAUUGUAUAUUUUAACAGCAGUUAUAUCAUGUGUAGCACAGUAGUAGAAUUAACGGAUGCCCCCUUUACACAACAGGAACUUGCUAAAUUAAAUCAAACAUACCAGUAUGAAGAGAUGUCUCAUAGAUUGAUGGGUAAACUAGAUACAAUUUAUGGGAUAUGAGAGGGAUAGUAACACCAAUGCUCAACCCCAGCAACUUAAAACAGGAAGAUGUACCAGCCCAGUUAGAAUAUAACCAAACCAUAGAUGUUAGACAGGUUUAUCAAAUGGCCUGGAUACCCUUCCUAACAUUAGAUAAGGUUGAUAAAGUCGAAUUGAACAUAUCUUGGGGCUGCCGACGUGUGGGUAAGGACAAGAAUACAGAGACAAACCCAAAAUACAGGACCAUAUCUUAAGCAAUGUAAUAUACUUAGCUCCCUUCAUUUUGAUUAUCCCUUUCAAGAACUCCCCUACCCUACAUGUAAGUCCCUGUAUAAGUGUAAGCCAUAAACAUGGAAAAACAAAACCAAGUGGCAGCUGCAAAAAUUUAAUUUCUUAAACCAGGUUAAGGAACAUUGAUGAUAUUAGAAUAAAUUCUAUUAUAUUACAAUCAAAUUCUAGGUUUGUGUUUUUUGGGCCUAUAUAUCUUGGUUUUUAAGGUGAACUGGUAACUGUAUACUUCCUUCCCCCAUAGUUAAGGAACGUAUCAGUUAUAAUACAGAUACAAGAUAUUAGUGAUAUUGCAGAAGGUCUUGCUGGUAAGGUAUGUCUUUUUGCUGAUGAUACUAAGAUAUGUGACAGGGUUGAUGUUCCAGGAGGGAUAAGCCAAAUGGCAAAUGAUUUAGGUAAACUAGAAAAAUGGUCAGAGUUGUGGCAACUGACAUUUAAUGUGGAUAAGUGCAAGAUAAUGCAUCUUGGACGUAAAAACCCAAGGGCAGAGUACAGAAUAUUUGAUAGAGUCCUAACCUCAACAUCUGAGGAAAGGGAUUUAGGGUUGAUUAUUUCUGAUGACUUAAAGGUAGGCAGACAAUGUAAUAGAGCAGCAGGAAAUGCUAGCAGAUUGCUUGGUUGUAUAGGGAGAGGUAUUAGCAGUAGAAAGAGGGAAUUGCUCAUGCCAUUGUACAGAACAAUGGUGAGACCUCACUUGGAGUAUUGUACGAAGUACAGGAGACCGUGUCUUCAGAAGGAUAUUGAUACUUUAGAGAGAUUUCAUAGAAGGACUACUAAAUUGGUUCAUGGAUUGCGGGAUAAAACUUACCAGGAAAGGUUAAAGGAUCUUAACAUGUAUAGUUUGGAGGAAAGACGAGAUGGGGGGAUAUGAUAGAAACAUUUAAAUACAUAAAUGGAAUCAACACAGUAACGGAGGAGACCAUAUUUAAAAGAAGAAAAACUACCACAACAAGAGGACAUAGUCUUAAAUUAGAGGGACAAAGGUUUAAAAAUAAUAUCAGGAAGUAUUACUUUACUGAGAGGGUAGUGGAUGCAUGGAAUAGCCUUCCAGAUGAAGUGGUAGAGGUUAACACAGUAAAGGAGUUAAAUCUUGCAUGGGAUAGGCAUAAGGCUAUCCUAACUAUAAGAUAAGGGACUAAUGAAAGUAUUUUAAAAAAAUUGGGCAGACUAGAUGGGCCGAAUGGUUCUUAUCUGCCAUCACAUUCUAUGUUUCUAUGUUUCUAUAUAAUCAGUUAAAAUGUUGAAAUACAAACCCACCUCCCCUCUGUUCCAGCGAUUCCAUGUCCUCAAUUUUGUGUGAGGUACACUGCUGUAGCACCCUCCUCUAGCUCUCUUCUGGUCCCAUCCACCUUGUGAUUUGAUUUGCCCUGUUUGGGAAUGCUUCUUCAAGCAGGGCCGUCCUCCUCAAUCAUGCAGACAUUCUGGCUUCAUUGCCACUCAGUUCCUAUACUCCCUAUCCAGCGCUAGCAUAGUAAGCUAUAGAGCAUGCAUUGUGGUUGUUAUGCUUUGAGACCAGAAAGAGCGCCUGUCGGUGGGUUCUCCUGCCCUCUCUGUCUGUCAGUUCUUUGACACGUAAGUCUAUGUAAAAGAAUCCAUUGAUGUGUUAGGGAAAGACAUAUUUUAAUGGGAUUUUUUUCCCAUCUAUACAUAAUAAUUCAUUAUAAUGGUACUUUGAAUUCUGUGAAUACAAAUUAACAUUUGCUUAAUUUAAUCAUGUAGUAUUUUUAGAAAAAAAAAGUAAUUUUAAAGAUUAUGCUAUUUUUCAGGAACAACUUUUGAACAAUGAAUGUUUUAACACUUCUGAGUUUGUUGCUAUUUGGAGUGUCCUGGAGUCACAAUGCAGAUUCAGGUAGAUGUGAUGAAAUUACCAAUACCUGUGCAGUUAUUUCAUGCGGAUCGCAUAGUUCAAGUGGAACACCAGGAAGAGAUGGAAGAGAUGGCAAAGAAGGACCCAAAGGGGAAAAAGGAGAAAGAGGUAAUAUAUAUAUUAGAACUGCUAUUAUUAUUAUGUUAUUAUUUAUAUAGCGCCAACAAAUUCCGUAGCGCUUUACAGUGGGUGGACGAACAGACAUGUAGUUGUAACCAGACAAGUUGGACGCACAGGAACAGAGGGGUUGAGGGCCCUGCUCAAUGAGCUUACAUGCUAGAGGGAGUGGGUUAAAAUGACACCUUUUGUGUCACCUUUUGUGUCAUUUUACCCCACUCCCUCUAGCAUGCAAGCUCAUUGAGCAGGGCCCUCAACCCCUCUGUUCAUGUGCUUCCAACAUGUCUGGUUACAACUACAUGUCUGUUCGUCCACCCACUGUAAAGCACUACGGAAUUUGUUGGCGCUAUAUAAAUAAUAACAUAAUAAUAAUUAUGCUCAAUAGUAUUAGACUAGUGACAGUUGCAAGAGAGGAAUCAGUCGGGAGCUAUUAACAGUUUAAUUGAUACACUUUUAUGAAUUUAUUAAACAUUUAAUUUAUUAAAUGUUGGGUUUUAAAAACUUGUGGAAUAGAGUAAGGAAAAACAAAAGUCUUUUGCUAUUUUAUUUUCACUGAUUUAUAGUAUUUUAUCAAUUAAAAUAUUUUUUAAAAAUGAUGAUAAAAGCAUCAAUUAUUUAGUGGUAUUACUGUCAUAAUUAUUACUAAUAGUGUCUGUGCAAACCUUCAAGUGGUGCAGUAGGACUAGUGCAAAUAAACUGCAACACAUUUAUGAAUCAUCAACAAUUCUCAUUCCACCCUCCAAAUGGUGCACAAAACCUCUUGUGUAUUCUUAUACAACUCUUGAGUUACUUCUUAAUACAACCUAGAAUUCUAAAAAACACUCAACAAAAUGCAAAUAAUAUACAGGGAGUGCAGAAUUAUUAGGCAAGUUGUAUUUUUGAGGAUUAAUUUUAUUAUUGAACAACAACCAUGUUCUCAAUGAACCCAAAAACUCAUUAAUAUCAAAGCUGAAUAUUUUUGGAAGUAGUUUUUAGUUUGUUUUUAGUUUUAGCUAUGUUAGGGGGAUAUCUGUGUGUGCAGGUGUCUAUUACUGUGCAUAAUUAUUAGGCAACUUAACAAAAAACAAAUAUAUACCCAUUUCAAUUAUUUAUUAUUACCAGUGAAACCAAUAUAACAUCUCAACAUUCACAAAUAUACAUUUCUGACAUUCAAAAACAAAACAAAAACAAAUCAGUGACCAAUAUAGCCACCUUUCUUUGCAAGGACACUCAAAAGCCUGCCAUCCAUGGAUUCUGUCAGUGUUUUGAUCUGUUCACCAUCAACAUUGCGUGCAGCAGCAACCACAGCCUCCCAGACACUGUUCAGAGAGGUGUACUGUUUUCCCUCCUUGUAAAUCUCACAUUUGAUGAUGGACCACAGGUUCUCAAUGGGGUUCAGAUCAGGUGAACAAGGAGGCCAUGUCAUUAGAUUUUCUUCUUUUAUACCCUUUCUUGCCAGCCACGCUGUGGAGUACUUGGACGCGUGUGAUGGAGCAUUGUCCUGCAUGAAAAUCAUGUUUUCUUGAAGGAUGCAGACUUCUUCCUGUACCACUGCUUGAAGAAGGUGUCUUCCAGGAACUGGCAGUAGGACUGGGAGUUGAGCUUGACUCCAUCCUCAACCCGAAAAGGCCCCACAAGCUCAUCUUUGAUGAUACCAGCCCAAACCAGUACUCCACCUCCACCUUGCUGGCGUCUGAGUCGGACUGGAGCUCUCUGCCCUUUACCAAUCCAGCCACGGGCCCAUCCAUCUGGCCCAUCAAGACUCACUCUCAUUUCAUCAGUCCAUAAAACCUUAGAAAAAUCAGUCUUGAGAUAUUUCUUGGCCCAGUCUUGACGUUUCAGCUUGUGUGUCUUGUUCAGUGGUGGUCGUCUUUCAGCCUUUCUUACCUUGGCCAUGUCUCUGAGUAUUGCACACCUUGUGCUUUUGGGCACUCCAGUGAUGUUGCAGCUCUGAAAUAUGGAAAAACUGGUGGCAAGUGGCAUCGUGGCAGCUGCACGCUUGACUUUUCUCAGUUCAUGGGCAGUUAUUUUGCGCCUUGGUUUUUCCACACGCUUCUUGCGACCCUGUUGACUAUUUUGAAUGAAACGCUUGAUUGUUCGAUGAUCACGCUUCAGAAGCUUUGCAAUUUUAAGAGUGCUGCAUCCCUCUGCAAGAUAUCUCACUAUUUUUGACUUUUCUGAGCCUGUCAAGUCCUUCUUUUGACCCAUUUUGCCAAAGGAAAGGAAGUUGCCUAAUAAUUAUGCACACCUGAUAUAGGGUGUUGAUGUCAUUAGACCACACCCCUUCUCAUUACAGAGAUGCACAUCACCUAAUAUGCUUAAUUGGUAGUAGGCUUUCGAGCCUAUACAGCUUGGAGUAAGACAACAUGCAUAAAGAGGAUGAUGUGGUCAAAAUACUCAUUUGCCUAAUAAUUCUGCACUCCCUGUAUAAAGAAAUUUCCCCUAUUGAAAAUAUUUCACAAGAUCCAAGUGACUGAAUCGACACUCAAACUGUAGUGCUGUGGAAGGAUCAGAUCAUUGGUAACAAUGUAUCCAGACUCACAUCAACCAUGUUCUUGCGCAUGAACAGAUGUCACCAGACACCACAUAGCUUUAUUUGCAUCUUUCUAUUGUUUUUGUAUGUUUAAUUACCGUACUUAUUUUUAUAUUUUCUAAAAAAAAAAAAAAUCUGCAAAGAAUAUAUAUAUUUUAUAUAUAAACUCAAAGCCCUUCAAAAAUAUUAACAAUUAACAGCGCACCAAAGCAUUGGCGACACAUCCAUUUAUAUGUCAUAGGAGCGCCAUCAGGGCCUCAAAUAAAGGUACAGUAUCACUCUAUGAAGAUACAUCACACUUUGUUUGAGGUAUAUACAGAGCAUAUAAUCAAAUCAGAACACCAACGCCAUGGUGAAGUCAACAGAAUCCCUCAUACAGGUAUCAGUCAAUUCUCAGCAUCUCUAUUCUCACUCAUCACACGUCAUGUUUCGCCCUGCCUCUUGAGGAUUUCUCAAGUCUAUCUGCCAGUCUCUUUUGUGCUAUUAAAUUAUAAAAAUAAACUAUAUUGUGCUUAUGAUGUGCUGCCAUUUAUUUAUUGACCGUAGAAAUCUUGCAGGACAAAACAUAUUGCUAAAGAGAACAAGCAAGGAGCAGUGUAUAAGACACCUAGAACAAAUGGACUGAUAACUGCAUAGCAGUAAUGGAUUCUAUUGACUGUACAAUGAAAUUCUGAUUUGAAUUUAUGCUAUAUAUGAUUUUAAAGCAAUAUGUAAAUAAAGCUUUGAGACUUGUAGCUUGUGGCUGGCAGUCUGUUCCUGUGCAAGAACAAGGUUGAUGUGAUUAAUGAUCCACCUUUACCAAGGGUCUGAUCCUCCUUGUAUACUACAGUCUGAGUGUCAAUUCAGCCAAUCAGAUUUAAAAAAAUAUAUAUUUUUAGGUUGUUUUGUGAACUCAAGAGUUUGUAUAAGUAUGCACAAAAGUUUUUGGUCACCAGAUUACAUUAUUACAUUGGAGGUUGCAAAGUAUUUUAUCAGCUAAUACAAAAAGCAAAAAAUAUCCCAGUACAUUCCACCAAAGGGGAUCGCAAUGGGAGAGAGCACAGUAAAGUAAAGGUUAGAAACAAAAUGAGAACCCUAACUUUAAUGAAUCUAAUGUUUAAUAAUUAAACUGGGGAUAGCCCAGUAUAAAUGUGGUGAUAGUUAAAAAAAAAAAGGGUGUCUAGGGAAGAAAGAAGGACAGUGGAAAAGAUAAAUAGAAUUAUCUGGUAUAUAAAAUAACCGUCCACUUGUCUCUACUCCUGGGCAGAGAGAGGUCCAGGUCGGGAGAUGUCAGACAGCCCACUGUGUGCACGCCGAUCUAAUGGAAAAGAAACAUAAUAGGAAGAAUCCAUUAGCGAGCCUAGGGAGUCCCAAAGCAGUUUGUCAGUCUGUUUCCUUGUGCUAUCCCUUAUUGCCUCAGCCCUGCACAAAGCAAGUGCCUACCUGAGCCAGCAAACCCUAGAACAACCAAAGAAGAUGUAACUAUAACGUGCACAUAAUGCUAUCGAAGUGUGAAUAAAAAUAAAAGUGAAAAAAAUAGCAACAUUUUCACUUUUAUUUUUAUUGACACUUGGGUAGCACUAUGUGUUCCAACACAUCCCACAGAUGUUCAAUCGGAUUUAGAUCUGGGGAAUAUGGAGGUCAAGGCAACACCUUGAACUCUUUGUCAUGUUCCUCAAAUUAUUCCUGAACAAGUUUUGCAGUGUAAAAUAAUGCAUUAUCCAGCUGAGAGAGGCCACUGCCUCUUUCAAUGAACACUAUUACCAUGAAGAGGUGUAAGUGGAAGAAAUACAAAAGAUAACUAGAGAGUUGUAGCUACUCUAGUCGUGUUUUAAACUGCGCAUACAAAUAUACUCCCAAUACUGGGAUGUGAUGUUAAUAGUAAGAUAUUAUUAGUGAAAUGUUGCAGGAAAAGUACCACUUAAUCCAGGGUGUAACCAGUUAAAACUGAAAAGGUAUGUUAGGGGAUGCAGCUUCUUAUAUAGAAAGUAUCCCUACACUUUCUUAUACAAUAAAGACCACGAGAAAUGUGAAAAGAAGCGCAAAAUACAUACAGUGGUUAACAUAUAAAAGAAAACAUUUUAUUAUCUUUAUAAAGCAUAAAAUAUAUAUAAAAAGCUGUGUAUACUAGUUGUAUACUUGGAUAUAGUUAUCCUAUUGUAAAAAUUAACCUGUUAUGCUAAAUAAAGUGUGCACACUAUUUACAGGUAUAGCAUAAAAAGAUGCAAAAAAUAGGAAAUAUGUGAUAAAAAUAUUUCCAAAAAGGGAUAUGUGAAAAAAGAGAAGGUUGAGAAAAAAUGUCUAGAUAUAAAAAGAAAUAUACUUUAAAAGUCCAACCUGAUGAUUGAAGAGAGAGCCCUUUCUUUCCUCCUGAUCUUGCGUCCGUAUGUCUGUAGACAGCUCAGUAAAGGAAUAUGCAGGGAAAAAUCUUCUUUUGGAGAUGGAUGUCAGACGUUUUUCUUUUUCUUCAUAAGCUUAUGCAGAUGUCAGCUGCUUUGAAACAAUACUAGAUGUAAGUGGUCUGCAACAAUUUUUAGGUAGGUGGUAUGUGUCAAAGUAACAUCCACAUGAAUGUCAAGAUCCAAAGUUUCCCUGCUGAACAUUGCCUCCACUGGCCUGCAUUCUUCCCAUAGUGCAUCCUGCUGACAUGAUUCAUCAGACCAGGCAACCUUCUUCUAUUGCUCCAUGGUCCAAUACUGAUGCUCAGUAUUGGACCAUGAAGAUUGCUUUCAGCAGUGGAUAUGGGCACUCUGACUGGUCUUCUCCCAACAAUGCAACAAUCUAUGUGUUCUGACACCUUUCUGUUACAGCCAGCAUUAAGGUUUGUCACCCAUGACCAUAACGCCGGUUCACCGGUUGUCCUUCCUGGCACCACUUUUGGUAGGUAUAAAAUACUGCAUAACUGGAACACCUUACAAGACUUGCCAUUUAGAGAUGCUUUAACCAUGUCAUGAAAUUAAAGAACUGACUGUUCACUUGUUACAUAUUAUAUCCCACCCCUCGACAGGUGUCAUUAUAACAAUAUGAUCAAUGCUAUUCACUUCACCUGUCAGUGGUUUUGAUGUGGCUGAUCAGUGCACAAUCUCAACAUUACCCCUUUGGAAAUCAAGAUAUUAUUAAGUUGUUUGUGGAAUAAGGAGGCCUGGACACUGAUAUAUCUACACUCUCCUGAAUAAUUUUGGGAAUCAUGAUUCCUUUAGAAUCUUAGAACAGAUAAACACUACUGAAAAAAAUGAAGAAUUAAAACACAACAAAAAUCUAAUAAAAAAAGAUUUUUUACAAACUCACAUAUUUCUCAACACUAACCACUACCAACUCAUAAACUAUUUGAUUUAGCAAGAUCAGGCUUGUUGCUUAUACAUAUGAAUUGUAGCAUUAACAUGUUAUUAAUAUGUUUUUUGUUCCAAGAGAAAUACAAUUCCCAUUUUGAGUGAUGAGGGAAUCUUUCUCCCUCUGUAUUUAAAACAAAAACUGGACAUCAUAUUGGGGAUGUAAUUGUGGUUUAGUUUGGAUCUAUGGCAACACAGGAAUGUUUGAACUUCACAAAUUCAUCUGUUUUUUAUAUUUGAUAUUAUGUUACCAAGCAAUAUAUGAGGCAUGCAAAUUACAUUGACAUUUAUACUGGUGUUUUACAAAUAAAUCAAUAUUGCCCUGUUGUUUUAGUUCAAAUUUUAUAGUUAUGACCUAAACUAUAAAUUAUAGGUCUCCAAGGAAACAGGGGAAGCCAAGGAGCGCCGGGUAAACUUGGCCCGCCAGGAGUGAAGGGUGAGAAGGGUUCUGUUGGCGAAAAGGGAGAGCAGGGCAGGAGUGCUACAUCAGGUAAACUAGCUCAUAACUAUAUUAUAAGGAAUUACAUUAAAUUAUUUCAUAUCCAUAUGCUAAUUUCAGUUGAGGCGAAUAUUGUAUACUUCCCAAGUGUACUUAUUUAAGUGGGACAGUCCCUAUGUUGGAUUCAAAUCCCUAUUUCUAUCCUUACGUCUCUCUUUUCUACGAGCUUCAUAUUGGUGAUGUGUGUUUAGUGUAUAACAGAGCUCCACACACCUAAAAUAAAAGUGUUCCUCUUUGUCCAUUUGAAAUGUUAGGAGAUAUGAUACUAGGAAUUCUUUAUAACCUAAACAUUUUAUUCCUGAAGCAUGUUAACACUUUUACCAGAAAUGGUAAAAACACAUAAUUCUACAUGAUUUCCACAAAUCACUGAUAGCUAAAAUAGCAAAUCAAAGUAAUUUUCUGUAAAAUGUUUCAAUAUUGCUACAUUUUGCUUGAGGUCAGUCUUCUAACUUUUCCAUAAUAAUGGUUGUGCUCAUUUGUUGUUGUGUACCCUCUUAACAUCUCAAUUUCCAAAUUUUAAUUAUUUAUUAUUUAUAUAGCAGCAAUAUAUUCCAUAGCAUUGUACAAUAGAGGCAUAGACAGAUAAAUAAUAAUCAACAUGACCGGCCUGUGAACUUCCAAUCUUGCAAAUACAGUACUUUUAUACCGAGUGCUUAUAGCAAGAUAACCCGUGAGGUGUGAUGUUGAGAUGCCUUCUCCUCUUUCUGGUACUCAAUUGCUAUCAAUAACAACUGAUGUGCCAUGGGUGUCUUAUGCACUCCCCAUCUCAUGCUGUAGUCACUUGUGAACACCUUCAUGGAUGCUGUACAUAGUCCAGCACCCUGUCUGCUAAUACUGCAGUCCACCAAGAAAUAUCCCAGUGGACCACUCUGAUAUCUAAACAGACACUUUAUACAUUUGGUCUCUGCUGCCCUUAACCAUAAGUAUAUUCAAGUCAUGUUAGUAGUCUUGGAUCAGAUUAUGUGGAUAUAAAAUCAAGGAAUGCUUCUGUCUAGAUUUCUACAAACACUCCAAUACAUGAACAUGCUCAUGAUUAAGGACAGCAGAGCCUCAAAUCAUCAUUGUUCUUCUUGUCCCUGUGAUCUCCUGAGGUAAAAUGUUGUUUUUUUCAAAGAAGAAAUUAAUUAAUGUAAAUUGAUAUUUUAAUGACUUUUUUUCUGGUGGAUUUUUAAAAUUUGAACUUAUUCAUGAGAUUUAUGAAUAAUAGAGUUAUGAGACAAAUUUCUCUACCUGCAUUGCACGGGGUAAGAAAAUGUACCUUAAAACAAAAACAUGCAAGACCUGAAACUUGAUUAGUUGAAAUUUUGUGCAGGUGGUUUACCUACAAAAAGUGCAAAUCGAUUUUAAAAUGAGCCUUUUGGUUUUUGCAGAGGUCGAAGUAGUUAAAAUCCAAAUGAAGACUUUGGAAGGACAAAUGCAAAUGCUACAAGCAGACUUAAACAAGUAUGCAAAAAGUAAGAUUAACUUAAUAAUAAUGGUUCACUAGUGCUGGUACCUCUUAAAAUUAAUUUUUACAACAUGGUUUACAUCUGCUAUAUUUAAAACAAAUAAGGAGAUAUUCUUGACAAUCUUAUCUUUUGGAACUUUUAAGGUUAGGUAUGGACACCAACUCAUAGAACCUAGGCCUAACAGCAUAUCCCUAAAGUAAAGGAUAGUGGUGUAUUAAUGGCCUUUAGGGAGGCUUGCCUUAAAGGGACAUUCAAGACCCAUAAAGCACUUUAGCUUGUUGAAACGCUUUAUGUGUGAAGAGUGUGUCUUAUUUUUUCAUAUUGCAAAAAGUGCAGAUUUCAAUAGAAAUGAUAAAUUAACCUGGUUACACCUCAGUUAGACCAAAGGUCUUAUUUCCUGGUUUCGCUAGCUCAGUGGAGCAAAACUCAAAGGGCAGACAAUAGCUCAGAGAUCAGAGCUUUGCAAAGAUUUCUCAUUGAGCUGCAUGGGGAAGUCUGUGAUUGGACACAUCAAGUCUGCUUAUCUGUGAAUAGUUAUAGUAGUCAAGUCAAGGUCAGAUAUUGAAGAAAUCAGAAAAAAAGUAUAGAAAAGCAGCCAGGCAUACUAGAAUAUAGCAUAAACAUACAACAAACACACAGUCAAAACCUAGAAAUACAGAUGACCAGAAAAGCCCUAGAUGACUACGAUACCACAAUUAGACAAGGUGCAUUGGGUUUAAAUAGCCAACGGAAUGCCUUUCGAAUUGUGUCAACUAAAACAACCAAGUUUGCAUGUUAGUGUGAGAUUUGGCAUGAAGGUUUGGUAUAUACUUGGUAAAGGCUGUUGAAAAAGUGCUCAUUAAGUGUGAAACGAGUUUACCCAGUAACCCUUCCCCCUUCUGCUUUUAUGCAUUCUUUGUGAUUUGUAAUUUGAGCUGACAAAAAGACUGUUUCAAAGGAAAGCUGUAUUUGAAGUUGAUAUAGAUACUGCUGCUACGCAAGAUGGUGGAUGGGACUUAGUCACUAAAAUUCUAGUUGAGUUAAAUGUAAAUAUUUCUAACAAUCUUAUUGAGUUUGUCUUAUUCUCAUAAAUGUUUGAAAAUGUAAACAAUAAUAUUCCCACUUUGCCUGUUUCAGUUUUGCUUUUCCAUGGUGGUAAACAAGCUGGUACUAAGAUUUUUGUAACAAAUGGUCAAGAGGAGAGUUUUGAAAGUUCUCAAAAAUCUUGUAAAGAAGCUGGGGGUAAUUUGGCCAGUCCUCGAAACGCAGAAGAAAACAGUGCAACACAGGAAAUACUACAAACAAAGGGAGAGAAUGCAAAGGCUUACUUAGGAAUAUCAGACCUGCAGGUGGAAGGCAUCUUCAAAUAUGCUGGAGGAGACAAAAUAAGUUAUACCAAUUGGAACUUGGGAGAACCAAAUAAUAGCAAAGACAAUGAAGACUGUGUAGAGAUUCAAGAUAAUGGAAAAUGGAACGACAUUCCUUGUUCUCUUUUAAGAUUGGUAAUCUGUGAAUUUCAAUAA